Purpureocillium takamizusanense is the source of this 1308-nucleotide messenger RNA. RefSeq lists its product as uncharacterized. Bases 409 to 1074 code for a protein of 221 amino acids. NCBI's taxonomy places the organism in Eukaryota, Fungi, Ascomycota, Sordariomycetes, Hypocreales, Ophiocordycipitaceae. The transcript has 2 exons. The record is from RefSeq and is a predicted model, not a curated record.
CACAAGUUCACAACUCUAGUCUCUCUGUAGCCAUCUGCGCCGUCGGCGACAUCCCAUACCCAGCGCGCCUAUCGUGCAUGGGCGCGUCGACGUUCCCACUGCCAUUGGCUCGCCUAGAUGACGACCUCGACCUCGCCGUCUGCAAAUGAGCGACACGAAUGAUCGUUGUGAACGGGCAUGGAUCUAUAACUCUUCUCCCUCCCCUCUGGAACGGACUCGCAUCAUUGCAAUGCGUUGAUCGUCUUGCUUCCUUCUCUUGUUUUUCUCUUCGUCUCGAGCGCCCCCUUUUUUUAUUUUUCCCGUAACCUAGGUCCUGCGGACUUGGUUUAAUCUUUCUUGUUGUCGUUGUCUCCCAUCUAUCUACCCUUGUACAUAUUCCCACUGAUACACCUCACGCCCUCGCCCAGCAUGUCGUCCAGCUUGAAGAACGAGGUCACCGUCUCUGACUUUGAGGGUGAUGGCCGGGACCUCCGCACUCGCAUCAAGGCCCGCGUCGUCGGCACCGUCCACGGCUUGCGGGUCGCCUUGACAUUACUCGCCCUGCUAUCAGGCAUCACCAUCCUCGGUCUCUCUGCCAACUCGCUGGCUGUGUAUAAGGACACGUACGUGCCGGACGACUACUUGCUUCCGCUCUGGCCCGACCAUUUCGACCUCCGGCCGACUACGGCACUGAUCGCGGGCAGUGCCAUUCUCAUCGUGGCCAACGCCGUGUCUCUGCUCGCUAGCAAGACCGCCUCGGUCCGGAAACGAGUCGGUGCGCACACAUCAGUCAGUCUUGCCGCGCCCGUCAUCGGUUUCAUCGCCGCGCUGGUGGCAAUGGCCCUCUUCUACGCCGUCAAUGCCUCCGCUACGGUCGACACGAUGCAGAGCUGGACGUGCCGGUGGAAGCAGGUCGGCAUGUCGAUGCAGCCGCACUUCGGUUCGCUGUGCCGGCAGAACGAGGCAGGCCUCAUCCUGGCCAUCUUGUUGGUCCCGCUGGAACUGUGCGUGUUGGUGACCGCGUGCUUUCAAAUGUUUCUUGAGCGCAAGUUCAGUGCCGCGCUGCGAGGUGGUGCUAGCCCGGCCAUGUCCUGAAGUCGGUCGUGCCUCAUCAUCAAUGGAGGUUCCUUCCUGCAUAGGCGGGUUUGCAUGAGAGGCUGCGAGAGAUAAGGCGGCGACUGGUGUCGCAGGUCCAAGCGUCUGAGUCCAGGUCCCUUGUACAGUAACUGCGAGAAUGGGUACAGUAGUAGGUGUUUGAGUCUUGUCCAACGACAAUGUAACAAAGGGUAUGCCUGCUGCGGUCAGCAAAAGCUGUAGGGCCACCCAGAC